Cheilinus undulatus (humphead wrasse) is the source of this 13873-nucleotide messenger RNA. It is a transcript of the gene cacna1aa, whose product is annotated as calcium channel, voltage-dependent, P/Q type, alpha 1A subunit, a. Gene Ontology annotation, cellular component: neuronal cell body; membrane; voltage-gated calcium channel complex. The transcript is spliced from 46 exons. The record is from RefSeq and is a predicted model, not a curated record. Gene Ontology annotation, biological process: calcium ion import across plasma membrane; chemical synaptic transmission. Bases 442 to 7827 code for a protein of 2461 amino acids. Gene Ontology annotation, molecular function: high voltage-gated calcium channel activity. Lineage: Eukaryota; Metazoa; Chordata; Actinopteri; Labriformes; Labridae.
CCAUGAGAGUGGAGGAAGGUGCAGGAGGCUGCUGCGCGCUGAUGCAGGCAUGAACCAUGGACAGCAUCAAACAUUCAUGUUGAGUCUCCCCAUGAUUUCAUGUCGGGGGUAAAAGCUUCUCUACACGGACAGACUGAGACCGAGGCACCCCACAGAACCACCACACGGAGCAACCAGUCGGCCAACCGACCACAUAUUUAAUUUCCUCACACCCACAAUUGGCCGUUGGCAGAGACGCGCAGUGAAGAGACGCUUCAUGGGCGUCCUCGUCUGCUGAAAGCAGCACAGAGCUGCUCUGUGAUCAGCACCAGCUCACAACACAACCCGACGUGCAUAUGAGACGUUCUGAUCCAGAUGGGAUGUAAUGUUGUGUGGUUGCACAGCUGAGCAUUGGUCUCCUUCUCCGCUGCUUUGUGAAGAUUGGCUUUCGGUGACCAGAGAAUGGCGCGGUUUGGAGAUGAGGUACCGGCCAGGUACGGCGGGGGGGCCGGAGGAGGUGGCCCGGGCGGACGCGGUGGUAGCAGGCAAGGAGGACUUCAUGGACAUGGCCACGGACACGGACACGGGCAUGGCCACGGUGGGCAUGGGGUACAUGGGGGGCAUGGAGCGCACGGUCACGGCCCACCUGGAGGUCCAGGGGCCCAGAGAAUGUACAAGCAGUCUAUGGCGCAGAGAGCCCGGACUAUGGCUCUGUAUAACCCCAUCCCAGUGCGCCAGAACUGUUUCACUGUCAACCGCUCACUGUUCAUCUUCAGUGAGGAUAACUUCGUCAGAAAAUACGCCAAAAAGAUCACCGAAUGGCCUCCAUUUGAGUGGAUGAUUCUUGCUACCAUCAUUGCCAACUGCAUCGUCCUGGCUCUGGAGCAACAUUUGCCCGAUGGGGACAAGACGCCGCUGUCUGAGCGCUUGGAUGAUACGGAGCCGUACUUCAUAGGAAUCUUCUGUUUUGAGUCUGGAAUAAAGAUCCUGGCGCUUGGUUUCGCUUUCCACAAGAACUCGUACCUGAGAAACGGAUGGAACGUCAUGGACUUCGUGGUGGUGCUUACAGGGAUCCUGUCCACUGUGGGCUCAGAUUUCGACCUGCGGACCCUCAGGGCUGUGCGAGUAUUGAGACCUCUCAAGCUGGUGUCCGGUAUUCCCAGCUUACAGGUGGUGCUCAAGUCCAUCAUGAAGGCCAUGAUUCCUCUGCUGCAGAUCGGCCUGCUUCUUUUCUUUGCCAUCCUCAUGUUUGCCAUCAUAGGCCUGGAGUUCUACAUGGGAAAAUUCCACACAACCUGCUUUGACAAUCACACAGGUGAAAUCCGAGAAGAGUUUCCGUGUGGUUUGGAGCCUCCGUCACGGCUGUGUCCGCAGGGCACCACGUGCCGAGGGUACUGGCUGGGACCAAACUACGGCAUCACCCAGUUUGACAACAUCCUGUUUGCUAUCCUCACCGUCUUCCAGUGUAUCACCAUGGAGGGCUGGACAGAACUGCUCUACUGGAGCAAUGAUGCCUCAGGGAGUGCAUGGAACUGGAUGUACUUCAUCCCCCUUAUCAUCAUUGGCUCCUUCUUCAUGCUCAACUUGGUGCUGGGUGUCUUGUCUGGGGAGUUUGCCAAAGAGAGAGAGCGUGUGGAGAACAGGAGUGAGUUCCUGAAGCUCCGCAGACAGCAGCAGAUCGAGAGGGAACUUAACGGUUAUCUGGAGUGGAUCUGCAAAGCCGAGGAGGUGAUUUUGGCAGAUGAUGAAAAUGAAAAUGACUAUGAUGGCUCCCGUAGAAGAGCUACAAAGAACCACAAAAGCAAAGCAGAGCUCCUAAAUCCGGAGGAAGGGGAGGGAGACCUGGCAGUAGGGUCACCAUUUGCUCGUGCCAGCCUGAAGAGCUCCAAGCUGGAAGGAUCAACCUUCAAGCGGCGGGAGCGACGGCUGCGCUUCCUCAUCCGGCGCGUCGUGAAGACCCAGGGCUUCUAUUGGACGGUGCUGUGUCUGGUGGGCCUCAACACGAUGUGUGUGGCAGUGGUGCACUACGACCAGCCAGAACCACUUUCAGAAUUCCUCUAUUAUGCUGAGUUCAUCUUCCUGGGGAUAUUCUUGACGGAGAUGAUGGUGAAGAUGUAUGGCCUGGGCAGGCAGGCCUACCUCAACUCCUCCUUCAACUGCUUCGACUGCAUUGUGAUAUGUGGGAGUAUAUUUGAAGUGUUGUGGUCCAUGAUCCAGCCGGGCACAUCAUUUGGCAUCAGUGUGCUCAGAGCUCUCAGGUUAUUGAGGAUCUUCAAAGUGACAAAGUACUGGGCAUCUUUGCGUAACCUCGUCGUCUCUUUGCUUAACUCCAUGAAGUCCAUCAUCAGCUUGCUCUUCCUGCUCUUCCUCUUCAUCGUCGUCUUUGCCUUGCUGGGCAUGCAGCUCUUCGGCGGACAGUUUAAUUUUGAAAAUGGCACUCCUUCGACCAACUUUGAUACCUUCCCGGCAGCAAUAAUGACAGUGUUCCAGAUCCUGACAGGCGAGGACUGGAACAUGGUGAUGUACAACGGCAUCAAAUCUCAGGGCGGGGUCAACAAGGGCAUGGCCUUCUCUGUCUUCUUCAUCGUACUCACUCUCUUUGGCAACUACACACUGCUGAAUGUGUUCUUGGCCAUUGCUGUGGACAAUUUGGCUAAUGCACAGGAGCUGACCAAGGAUGAACAGGAGGAAGAGGAGGCUGCCAGUCAGAAGCUCGCCCUGCAGAAAGCCAAGGAGGUGGCUGAAGUCAGCCCGCUGUCUGCUGCUAACCUCUCCAUUGCAGCUAAGGAGCAGCAGAAGAACCACAACAAAGGGGUCAGUAAGUCUGUGUGGGAACAACGUACCAAGGAGCUGAGGAGGCAGACCCUGGUGUCGAGCCGUGAGGCACUCUACAACGAGCUGGACCCCGACGACCGCUGGAAGGCAAGGACAGGGAGGGAGGAGCACAACAAUGUGAACUACUCACGCCACAUCCGUCCGGACAUGAAGACCCACCUGGAUCGCCCCUUGGUUGUCGACCCUCAUGAGAACCGCAACAACAACACUAACAAGAAUAAUUCAGACCUGUACUACAGCCAGCAGCAUCCUGCAGACGAGCUCCACAGACAAACCCGCCUCCACGAACAUGACAGCCAAGUAGGAGGCGGUGGGGGAGGAGGCUCAGGUCCAGUCAGGCCUCCCAUGGAGCGUGGGGAGUCCACAGAGAGCAGACGGAGCCGUAAAGGAGAGCAUCACCAUCAUUCCUCUCAUGUCCGAUUGGACGCUACGGUCAUCCCUGGGCCUGGCUCGGAGGAGAGGCCGUCCAGGCGCCAUCACCACACCCGGAGCGGCAGCAGAGGGGGAGGGCAGUCUGAACACAGGAAGCCCAGGUCACAUCGGAAAAGUGCAGAGGAGGGCGAAGACGGCGGGGGAGGAACUGGGAGAACAGGGAGGCAUAAGAGUAGAGGGGUGGAUGGAGGAGGAGAGGGAGGAGAGCAGGAGGGAGCUGGAGACGGUGGUGAGAGGAGGACAAGAAGAAGCCGCCAUGGCAACUCAACAGACGGCGAGGGGAAGAGGAUGUGUCCGCACAGGAGGAAGGAAUGCAGCGUUCCUAACCUCUCCACCACUCGACCCAUCCAAAAGACCCUCUCUCGGCAGGAUAGCCAGUACAGUGAGGACAUGGACAACCUCAUGAACACCAAGCUGGUCUCUGGCUCCACCCCGCCUGGUGAGGGUCAUCCCAACCCAAUCCCCAACCACACGGUGGCCCCUGGCUUUGGGUCUGCCCUCCAUCUCGCCAACAGUGGCACUCAUGGAAGUUUGGUGACUUUGGAUAGCUACGGGAGCAUCGCACAUCACCGAGCCAACAGUGUCAUCAGGCUGCCUCACCCUGACUACACAGCUGUCGACAUGCCAAUAUUUCCCUCUAUUAAUGCCAAACUGCAAGUCAAUAAGAACGCCAACACGGAGCCUCUGCCAGCGAAGGAGGAUAAGGACGACGACGAUGAUGAGAAGGGAGGAGAAGGAGGGCCCAGGCCCAUGCCUCCUUUCACCUCCAUGUUUAUACUGACCACCACUAACCCGUUUCGGCGGGCGUGUCACUACAUCUGCACCCUGCGUUAUUUUGAGAUGUGCAUCCUGCUGGUCAUUGCUAUGAGCAGUAUCGCCCUGGCUGCUGAAGAUCCAGUGUGGCCUGACUCCCCUCGUAACAAUGUUCUGCGGUAUUUUGACUACGUGUUCACAGGGGUGUUCACCUUUGAGAUGCUCAUAAAGAUGGUGGAUCUGGGGUUGGUCUUGCACCAGGGCUCUUAUUUCCGGGACUUGUGGAACAUCCUUGACUUUAUAGUGGUUAGUGGUGCUCUGGUGGCCUUCGCCUUCACGGGGAGCAGUAAAGGAAAAGACAUCAGCACCAUCAAGUCUCUGCGAGUACUGAGAGUGUUACGACCUCUGAAGACUAUCAAACGUCUGCCAAAACUAAAGGCUGUGUUCGACUGCGUGGUGAACUCUCUGAAGAAUGUGCUCAACAUCCUGAUCGUCUACUUACUCUUCAUGUUCAUCUUUGCUGUGGUGGCCGUUCAGCUUUUUAAGGGACGCUUCUUUUUCUGCACCGAUGAGUCCAAAGAGUUUGAGCGCGAUUGCAGAGGCGAAUUUCUGUUGUAUGAACGUGAUAACGAAGUGAAGGCGCAGAAGCGGGAGUGGAAGAAGUACGAUUUCCACUACGACAACGUGGCUUGGGCCCUUCUCACUCUCUUCACCGUAUCCACUGGAGAGGGGUGGCCGCAGGUGCUAAGGCAUUCAGUCGAUGCGACCUAUGAGAAUCAGGGUCCGAGCCCGGGGUACCGGAUGGAGAUGUCCAUCUUUUAUGUGGUGUACUUCGUGGUCUUCCCCUUCUUCUUCGUCAACAUUUUCGUGGCUCUCAUCAUCAUCACAUUCCAAGAGCAAGGAGACAAGAUGAUGGAGGACUAUAGUUUAGAAAAGAAUGAGAGAGCUUGUAUAGAUUUCGCCAUCAACGCCAGGCCUCUGACGCGACACAUGCCUCAGAACAAGCUGAGCUUCCAGUACAAGAUGUGGGAGUUUGUGGUGUCACCGCCAUUUGAGUAUACCAUCAUGGCCAUGAUUGCGCUCAACACAGUGGUGCUGAUGAUGAAGUAUGACGGAGCUUCUGACACCUAUGAAGCUGUGUUAGCCAACCUGAACAUCGUGUUUACCUCACUCUUCUCCAUGGAGUGUGUGCUCAAGAUCAUCGCCUUCGGAGCUCUGAAUUAUUUCAAAGAUGCCUGGAAUAUUUUUGACUGUGUGACAGUUCUGGGCAGCAUCACGGACAUCCUAGUGACAGAGCUUGGGAAUAAUUUCAUCAACCUAAGUUUCCUGAGGCUGUUCAGGGCGGCUCGUCUCAUCAAGCUGCUGAGGCAGGGAGAAACCAUCCGCAUCCUGCUCUGGACCUUUGUCCAGUCCUUCAAGGCGCUGCCUUAUGUCUGCCUCCUCAUCGCCAUGUUGUUCUUCAUCUACGCCAUCAUUGGGAUGCAGCUGUUUGGGAAUAUUGCACUUGAAAAGGAGGAAGACGGCGCCAUCAACAAGCACAACAACUUCCGGACCUUCAUUCAGGCUCUCAUGCUCCUCUUCAGGAGUGCAACUGGAGAGGCGUGGCAUGAAAUCAUGCUGGCGUGUCUGGGUGGUAAAGAGUGUGACAAGGAUUCAGGAAACACAGAGCCGGAGUGUGGCAGCCAGGUCGCCUACCUCUAUUUUGUCUCCUUCAUCUUCUUCUGUUCAUUCUUGAUGCUAAAUCUUUUUGUAGCCGUCAUCAUGGACAACUUUGAGUACCUGACGAGAGAUUCAUCCAUCCUGGGACCUCACCACCUGGAUGAGUAUGUCAGGAUAUGGGCCGAGUAUGAUCCUGCUGCUUGCGGGCGCAUUCAUUAUAAGGACAUGUACAGUUUAUUACGAGUUAUCGACCCGCCUCUCGGCUUAGGCAAGAAAUGCCCUCAUAGGGUGGCCUGCAAGAGACUCCUUCGUAUGGAUCUGCCUGUGGCGGACGACAACACAGUCCACUUUAACUCCACCCUCAUGGCCCUGAUCCGUACAGCCCUGGACAUCAAGAUCGCCAAGAUUGUGGAAGGCGUGGACAAGCACCAGAUGGAUGCAGAGCUGAGGAAGGAGAUGAUGGCAAUCUGGCCCAAUCUGUCCCAGAAGACUCUGGAUUUGCUGGUGACACCGCACAAGUCAGCGACAGACCUGACAGUGGGAAAAAUCUACGCUGCCAUGAUGAUCAUGGAGUACUACCGGCAGAGCAAAAUCAAGCGCUCACAGGCACUCCGGGACGAGCAGAAUCGAACGCCAUUACUGUUUCAGCGCGUGGAGCCACCUUCCCCCGCCCAGGACGGGGGACCAGGACUUAACAACGCCCUGCCUCCACCUGCGACGACAGAGACGGCUAACAGCCUGCCAGUGGGGGGCGGGAUCCCGGAGAGCCAAUCAUGGGUGACAGCACGUGCUCAGGAGAUGUCCCAGAAGGUGGGCAGCUGGAGUCCUGAGGGACACCCUGAGGAUGGCCUGGGAAGCAUGAGCAAUUCUCAGACCAUCAGCGACAGCAGCCCCAUGAAGCGCUCAGCCUCAUCUCUGGGCCACAGCAGGUCUGGGCGAGGACACCGAGACAAAGGUGGACCGGACGACUACAACAUGGAGCGUGUGCCUGAGGAAGGGAGAUCCUCCAGACACGGACACCGACGAAAAGAGCGGAGUCAUCGGGCGUCUGAAAGGUCCCUCUGUCGAUACACGGAGGCUGACACAGGCCUGGGCACAGACCUGAGUACCACCACACAGUCAGGCGACCUCAAAGACAAGGAUCGGGACAGGGACCGUGGCCGGUCCAAAGACCGUAAGCACCACCAUCAUCAUCACCACCACCACGGCUCUGUGGACAAAGAGCGCUAUGUAGCAGAGCGGGGCGGCGAGUAUGGACACAGGCACUCCCGCGACAGAGAGCACGACCGGGAGAGGGAGAGAGAGAGGGACCGACGCUGGUCUCGAUCGCCCAGCGAGGGCAGAGAGUGCCUGACACACAGACAGGGCAGUAGUUCAGUCAGCGGAAGCCCCGUUCCCUCGACCUCGGGGACCAGUACGCCACGUCGAGGUCGAAGACAGUUGCCUCAGACCCCCGCGACCCCACGGCCCCAUGUGACCUACUCCCCGGUGGUCCGUAAGGCCAUGCCCACACCUCCUGGGGGCCCACAAGGCCGCCCCCCUGCCCCCGCCCCACGCCACUUUUCUCCUGAGCCUCCCCAAGGCCAAGGCCCACCCACUACUGGCCUCCAUCAUGGCGGACCUCGUCCGGGUCACCAUCCUCCCCCUCGCUGGGGGGACACAGGUGGAGGAGGCAGCUCCAUGGAGGGGGACGGCUGCUUCUACAACCAAGACUACCAGGACUAUGAGCCCCACCAUGAACCUCCUGCCUACGAGCAGAGCCCCAUGCAGGGUGGGAACCCCCACCCACACGCGCUGGCCAACCACCCACUGCCGCCUCCCCCACAGCCACACAACCCUCACCCCCUCCCUCCCCCUCAGCAGCAUCCCGUAAACAACCCCCACCCUCACCCUCCGCCUCACCAGCAGCCCAGCCGCACCUCACCGAGGACUGUCCACCAUACGGCCCCACCCACCACCGCCCUCACCGGGCCGGCACAGGGCCAGAUGCAGCCUGCCGCCCAGCGCCGCCUCCCCAACGGCUACCGCUCUUCUUCGCCUUCAACACAUCUCCACGGACCGCCACACACCGGACCUCACAAGGUCCCACCUCCGGCUGGGCAUCUGAGAGGGCCACGCAAGGGCCUGCACGAACCCUACGUCGAGACGGAGGCUGAUGACUGGUGCUAGCCUCUGGGGAGGGGGAGGGGCUUACAUAGGGAGAAGAAAUGAUUGAUAGAUGAAAAGAAGAAGACAGGGCGCUCUGAGCAAGGCCUGGGCAAUAUCGAGUUUAUUAAACAUAUCUAUAUAUUUUCAAACAAGAUAUACAAGACAAAAAAUAUUAUUUAUAUUAAGAAAGCUUAUUUUAUUUUAUUAAAAAUGGAUGUCAGACCCAGAAUAAGAUUGUUUACAGUAAGAACCACCAACAGAAAUAUACUUAUCAACACAGGAUAUUCUAUUUAGAAGUUUAUUCUUUAUAGAGAAUUAUUAUUUUAUUUUAUUUUAGGAGGAUUUCUACUGUCAGUGAAAAUCAAGUAAUAUCAAUACCUUUUUAAUACCAUAACAACAGGAGUCACAGACAUCCAAUAUGGAGUAAUUCAUGCUUUCUUCAUGUUUACAAGGUACUGAUGUUUGAAAUUUACUUAAAGGCCACAGUGAUUAAGGAGGGGGGCAGCAUGUGGUCCCCGGGCCACCAGUUGCCAACCCCUGAUCCAGAUUAAUGAAGACUGGCUUCCUUUAUUUGAUACUUACUCAAUCCUGGUUUUUAAGUCAUGGUUGCUUUAAUUUGAUUAUGGGGACGUGACAAACGUUUUAGAGAAGGAAAUCUGGUCAACCUCAGCUUAUGAAAACUCUGACAAUAUUUAUGCACCAAUUAAGCAGCAUGCGUUUUUUGAUCGUUUAAGUGAAAAAUUGCUCAGUAUCGGGUGUCUAUGACUUGUAUUUUUGUAGCAGUGGUAUCAAAAAGGUUUCACUAUGGUUUGAUUUUGUCAUAUCAACGUUUAUCACACUGGUUUAUUUUUUACAGAAAAAAAAAAUAUAUACAGAUAAAAAAAUAUGGGGAUAUGAUAUUUGGUCCGUAUUGCCCAGCCCUACUCGGAGCCAGAGCCCUGACUGCCAAGAGAAACCAUGAUUCUUUUGUUCUUCUCUGUUCAGUUUUUUUCCUCUCUUCCUCUGCGUGGUACGUCCCGGGAAUGUUGGGCUUCAUGGAGGACGGGUGUCAGGAUGAAGGGAUGAAAUAAAAAUGCUGAGGCAGCAUCUGGAGAAACACGUGGUGCAAAGAGAGGACAUACCACCUCCAUGAUCUGCGUGCAUUGUUGUUGCAUUCAUCUCUGAUGCCAAAUAAGACUAACCUCAAAGCAAAGUUUUUAAGGAUGCAAGCAGGAGGGCUGAUGGACUUCAGAGAGUCUUUGUGUGUCUUAAAUUAUGCCUCUGGCAAAGAGCUACAGCCACUUACAAGAUGUCAAGAGUUGCGACUCGACAAAAGACACUUCACAGUCAGAAACAAAAGAACGACCACUGCUUUUUUUUUUGCCUCUUGAAGCUGACUUUGCUCCAGUCAGCUUCAAAAAGAAUCCAACCCUCCCAGCCACCAGGUGAAUAUUGAUGAGUUUUAUCAUCUGUGUUUUUAAAUUACAAACUAACAAUCAGCCUCCGCCUGUAUGAGGCGGGCGGCUUCGUGGGUGGGAGAGUUGGGAAGUGUCGUAUGGGGUUGGCGAGUCCUUCGGUCCAAAUCCAGAGGACGGGAUGGGGGACAAUGACCCCUGGUAUCGGAGAACACCCCCCCUCCAAGGAACAAUGUCACCAACCCUUGAGCGAAGACCACGAGGAGAAGAAACACAAAAAAUUUUAAAAAAGUGGAGAUGGGUUUCAGAAAAAAAUACAAACCAGUAACUGUUUUCUGCAGUAUUUCUUCUUCUACUCCUGCUUCUUCUUCCUCCUUCUCCUCUACUUCUUCAAAACAUGAAGCUUGAAUCUUCUGUUGCACCCCACACAGCUUCGCUUUUUAGACUGGCGGAGUUGUACACCCUGUUGAAUCCUGCAUGAAUGAUACAAAAAAUAAUAAUACUAGCAACAAUGAGAAUCUACUGUAUGCGGGGGGAAACUUUACUUGGUCAUUUCUCUUGUGGUCUGUAGGGUUUCUCUCUCUUUCUGUUUCUCUUUCUCUCUCCUCUGUACGACAUUCCUCUCUCUGCACCUUCACAAACACUCAAAUCAAGCCACAGAGGGGAUUGGAUCUUUCGUUUAUCUCUUUCUAGAAGGAGCAGAAUGAUUACUUUUUGCUUGCUUGUCUGUGUGUACCGUGCCAGAUGCCUGCCACUGAUACAGCUCGAAUUGCACAGAUUUUUUUGUGAGAGUAACUUUUUUAUAACUGAAGUCAAAAUGAACAAUGAAAUACUGGGAAGCAGGGUAAAGUGGUUCAAGGACGCCGAGUCCUUAUUGGGUCCAACAAAUCUGAAACAUUUCAAAGUCUUCCAGGGUUUGGGGGUUAAAACAGAGACAUCAGAGAGAAAGAGACCAAAAGAAAGGCACAGGAAGGAGAGAAACUCUUCAUCUUUGUUUUCUUUGUUACGGACCGUAAAAAGAUGAUAAAAUAACUCACGAUGAUCAUGAUGUCUGUGAUUAUGGGACAGAUUCUCCAUGAUUGCUCUAAUUUUCUGUUCUGUAUGGAUUUUUGUUUGUUUGUUUGUUUUUUUCUUGCUCAGUUGAUCAUUUUUCCAACCCUGAGGUGGAGCUCUGAACCACAGAUGCAUUCUGGGAGAAUGAGUCUGCAGGAGGGCAGGCGUGAAUCAGUAAUUUCCAAAAGCAGACCAAGCAAAAGGCUUGUAGUUGACCCAAAAAAUGAAAGCGUUAAAGGAACAGUCUGCCCUCCUGCACAUGCUGAAGCUGAGUUCAACCACCAGUUGUGACCUUGUGGUGGCGCUGUGUGACAAACAUUGUCCUCCUGACUUUUUGCAUCUCUUCCUUUAUUCUGAGGUCAGACUACAGGAUAUUCUGUAUGUUAAAUGGUCGCUGUGUCAAAUAAGCAAUUGAAGAACCAUAAGAGAGGCAGGGCUGGAUGACACCAGGAAAGCAGACUGUAAACCAACCUUAAAGCACUUUUCUAUCCAAACAUUAGGAUCUGUGAUCUGUUAGCUUGACGCUAAUGCUAACAAUGGUUACUCAGCUGGUUACUGAAGGGUUGUGUCUGCUUCUUCUUACCAGCAGAGGUGUUGUUAUUCAGUCUCUAUAGAGAAUAUCCACUUCUCAAUCCCCUCUCUGAGGCCGGCAAAGACUACAAACAGUAAUCUGAGUACACUAGUAAGUUGCUUUGUAAGACAUUACCUCAACCUAGGCCACCCAUAAGGGCGAUAAACUGGAGAGCUUUCUGGGGCCCAUGGAGGUCAGGAGAACCAGGUCUAUUGGAAAACUGUGCUAACAGUAUUUUAUUACCUGAAUAAUAACCACUCUUAUCAAAACAACUAACCUUGAAUUUUAUUUAUUUAUGCUGUAAUAUAGCCUUUUUCAAAAUGAAAACCCCCUUUUCUUAAAAUAAAAUUAACUUUUAUGAGUAAAGUUAAAAAUGUGGGCAAAGUAAUGUUAGAUUUCAAAGUCAGGCCAUGAAGUCAGGAUGCCAGAAACUAAAACUGAGAAAACUUUCAUGGAAAACAACUACAGAAUUGUGAAAAGUGGCAAAAAUGAAGUUGCAAAAACUUGCCAAGAAAUGCAAAAAUUUGUAAAGAAAAAAAACAGCUGCAGUAAUUGUUGUUAGGUGGCAAAAUUGGUUAUGAGUGGCAAAAAACAGCAAAGAUGGCCAACAAAAUUGUGUAUUAAGUUGCAAGAAUGGCCAAAAAGCAGCAUGAUAGGUAAAAACUGGUAAAGAGAAGUGAGAAACAUGGGCAUAAAAGAGGCAAAAAUGAGUGAAAGGCAAUUUAAAUGGGGAAAAAGCAAAAAUGGGACAGAAAUGCAUAAAAGAAGAGGCAAAAUGGGCAUUAAAUGGCAAAACAGUCAGAAAAUAGGUGUAAAAUGGCAAUGGAGUGGCAUGAAAUGGCCAAAGGCAGCAAAAAUGGGUUGAAAGUGUCAAAACAGUGGCAGAAAUUGUUGCACACAGUUGCACAAAUGGCCAAAAGGCAGAAAAAGGGUAAAAACUAGCAAAAAGAGGAGAUAAACAUGGGCAAAAAAGCAACUAAAAUGGAUGAAAAGUAAUAAGGAUGAGAUCUGAACUUGAAAAAGGAGCAGUAAAAAUUAGGGUAAAGUGGCAAAGCGCUGGCAACAAUGGUUAAAAAGAGGUAAAAGGGUGUAGUUAAAGGGGAAAAAAAACAGCAAAAAUUGGUUGAAAGUAGCAAAACAGUGGCAAAAAUUGGCAUUAAGUUGCAAAAAUUUGGUUAAAAAUGUAAAGAAAAAGUGUUGAAAAUGGGUUAAAACGUAGCACAAAAAUAAUUCCAACAAAAGAACCCAGUGAAAGUUCGACACACUUUCAGAUCCAAAAUGAGGGAACUGUUAGCCAGAAUGCUAGCACUAAUGCUAAUGAUCCAACACGCAUGCACCGAUAUGAUCAAUAAAUCACAGUUGGGGAGGGCCCAUUCUCUGGGUUUGUCAGGGGGCUGGUCUCUGGGUUUGUCAGGGGCCCGUUCUCUGGGUUUUUCAGGGGCCCGGCCACAUCUGUGGGCAUCCUUGGACAGAAUCCCUUCAUCAAUAAAUGAGAACGGACAAACUAGCUAGCACCACCAGCUGGAGGUUAUGUACUUUCAUGGCUCACAAACAUAAACACAUCUGGACGGCCUUCUCUACUGCCCAAGUCCAACGUUAUUUUGAAGCAAACGCCGCUGUUUUCUCAGUGUUUCCAGAACUUUAUCAACUAAAACUUUGGGUUUAGCUUGAUUUGAAAUAACUGCCUAGAAAUCCUUGACUGUAGUGACUAGUGUGACCUCGAAUAUAAGAUCUGACUUUAUCGGUGCACCAAGAAAGCAGUUGAGCUCCUUCUCUCAGUGGUCCAGCACCUUGUCUGAGUUCACACAGUUCAUCCGGGUUGGAGAAAAGACGUCCGAGUGUCUUUCUGUUCCUGGAAAGCAUCUUUGUUGUGUGUAUCACUCCUGUAUAUCUUUAAUUUCUCUCUGUGUGUAACUCUGUGUGCCUCAAACUAACACUGGUCACUAACGCACACCACUGUCAGCCCCUACACCGUUCUGUUUGAUUCCUUUUGACUCCGUCUUCUCCGUUCCUGGAGGUCCAUCACAUGUUGACCAGAGAAUGCACCGAAAAUAGAAAAGAAAAAACUGCCUAUUAGUGUCUUUCCAACCUCAGUGGAAUGUCACAGACGAGUAUUUUUUCACAUCACGACACUUAAAUCAGAAAGCACACUAGGUAUGUAGCUCUUGGUUGUGUUUGUGUGUCUGUGUGGGUUUAAAGCGUGUGCCUGUGAGUGUGUUUCUGAUCAAUUUUUAUGAUUCACUGCUUGCUUUGCUUUCUAAUCUUUGUCUCCAGACCUUUUUUUAAAACCCUCGCGUGUUUGUGUGCGUGAAAACGUGGCAUGAGAGAGCGCGUGUGAAAAACAGGCGAAAUCCCGAACAUUCACAUCCAUCUUUGUGUCAAUGCUGCAGUGAAAUCCACUAACACGCUGAUUAACCACACAAAGUCUUCAAAAAGCAAUGUAAAGCCGCUACUGAGAAAAAAGUUUUUUAAGUACAAAAGAUUUAAAAAAAGAAAAAAUAUCUAGUUCCAGAAAUGCAUGUGCUAUGUGCAUGCCACACCGUGGGUUAACAGUCAUCUUCAGGACAUAAAAGAAAAAGCAGAUUAAUGAAUUCAGAGGAAUAAAAAAAGAUAUAUAAAUAGAUAGAUGUUUUUAAAAAGCAACGUUUUCUUUUUCCUUCUAUUUUUGAGAACAAAAAAGGUUAAAAAUGCAAAAAAAAAAAAAGUCUAAAGAUGAAAAGAGACUUUGGUGAGUCUCGUUUGAUUUCUUCUGUUACAUGGGGUUGAGGCACAACACGACCAUGUUCAGGACACCACAAAAAAAAGAACUGUUUUUAAUGAAAAAAUCCAAGAAAAGAAAGUACAGUUCAGACGAUGGUGUAUUCUCCCCUCUCCUUUCUGUGGGGGUCAGGGGCUGCAGCCAGCCUCCACCAGGAUGGCCUUGGAUCCCUUGAUCGCCCACUCACUCUUUCUUUUUUCUCUCUCUCUAACUCUGUCUCUCUCACACUCUUAUCUGUCACACUCUCAACCUGUCUCACCGCUAUUUCUACCAGUGCAUUUUGUAAUUCCA